Mercenaria mercenaria is the source of this 445-nucleotide messenger RNA. RefSeq names its product toll-like receptor 1. The transcript has a single exon. Gene Ontology annotation, biological process: signal transduction. NCBI's taxonomy places the organism in Eukaryota, Metazoa, Mollusca, Bivalvia, Venerida, Veneridae. The annotation marks the transcript as partial. The record is from RefSeq and is a predicted model, not a curated record.
AUGGAAAUCAGUGACUUUACCAGCACAAACUUACCUGAAUUACCUGCUAACAAGGAUUUCCAUGUGUUUGUAUGUUAUAAAAGUGACAAUGUUGAUCAAGUUAGGAUAAUUGUAAGUAACCUCGAGGAGUGUGGCAUGAAAUGUUAUUACCAUGAUCGUGAUUUUAUACCAGGGGAAAGUAUAAUUGGAAACACACAUGAUGGAAUGAAGAGAAGUGUCGGUAUGCUUAUUGUCCUAACAGAAGAGUUUGGAAACAGUAGAUUUUGUUCUUUCGAGUUAAAUGAAGCGCUCCAUAUGAAGAUUUCUGAACAUUAUUUCCUAGUUCCAGUAAAACUGGAGCCAUGUCAAGUACCGGACUGUUUAAGGCAUAUAUCUUACAUUGACGCAGAAGACGAGCCGAUAGAUCGUGUUCACUUGAAGAUAGCGAAAGCAUUUGUUGACAGAG